Molecule: messenger RNA, 813 nt
Organism: Gekko japonicus
Lineage: Eukaryota; Metazoa; Chordata; Lepidosauria; Squamata; Gekkonidae
Gene: POMC
Product: proopiomelanocortin
Exons: 2
Coding region: 1-813 (270 amino acids)
Cellular component (GO): extracellular region
Molecular function (GO): hormone activity
Source: RefSeq, a predicted model, not a curated record
AUGCUGAAUCCUCAGUGGAGCAGCCUUUUGUCCAUUCUGGGAGUUCUGCUCUUCUACUCAGUGGUAGGAGGUCAUGGCCAUUGCUUGGAGAGUGGUCGGUGUAGGGACAUGGACACAGAAGCUGGCCUUUUGGAGUGCCUCAGAGCCUGCAGGGUGGAUCUCUCGGCUGAGUCACCAGUCUAUCCCGGCAACGGCCACAUGCAGCCUCUGUCUGAGAAUAUUCGGAAGUAUGUCAUGAGCCAUUUCCGCUGGAACAAGUUUGGCAAAAGCAACAGCAGUGGCGGUGACUUGGGCCAUAAGAGAGAGGAGCUCUCCAGAGACCCCAUCCUGGACCUCUUUCCGUUUCCUUCACAAGCCCGGAGCAAUUGGGGAGGAGACAAUGAAGGCCACCAAGACCUGGAAAGGCAAGAAAACAAGCGAUCCUACGCCAUGGAGCACUUCCGAUGGGGGAAGCCCGUGGGCCGGAAGAGGCGACCUGUGAGGGUAUACCCAAAUGGAGUGGAGGAGGAAUCCGCAGAGAGCUAUCCCCAGGAGUUCAGACGAGAACUUUCCUUGGAAGUGGACUACCCCGAAUUUGACUCCCAUGAGGAAAAGAAGAGUUCUGAAGCCGUGAUGUCCGAAGAGGAGAAGGAGGACCUGCCAGAAGAAGUGAAGAAAGACGGCGCUUCAUACAAGAUGCGUCACUUCCGGUGGAACGCCCCGCCUAAGGACAAACGCUACGGUGGCUUUAUGACCUCAGAACGCAGCCAUACACCCCUAGUGACUCUUUUUAAGAAUGCCAUAACCAAAAACGCCUACAAGAAAGGCCAAUAA